Symbiodinium sp. CCMP2456 is the source of this 582-nucleotide messenger RNA. The record is from the annotation of a GenBank genome assembly. NCBI's taxonomy places the organism in Eukaryota, Dinophyceae, Suessiales, Symbiodiniaceae.
AUGGCGCCCGAAGACGGCUCGCACUCGACCCAAGAAGCUUGUGCCCACGUGACAGAGCUCAAGGAGAGAGGCAACCGGAAGCUUGCUGCCAAAGACUUUGAAGGUGCACUACGCAUCUAUGCAGAGGCUUUGCGGGAUCUGGAUGCCCUCUUAGAGCCUGGAAGGGGCGAUGCCUCGUCUGUCAAGCAACUGGCAGCGGCUCUUCAUUCAAACAGCGCACAGGCCCUGAUGAAGCAGAAAAGAUGGCUGGAGGCAAUCGACAGAUGCUAUGCUGCCUUGCGAUAUUAUCCGAGCCACUCCAAGUCGUCAUGGAGAGGUGCAAGCUGUGCCGUCGAGGCCGGCAUGCAUGACGUCGCUAUCGCAUUUGCUGAGAAUGGAUUGCUGCAGAAUCCGAGCUGCGCCGAGCUCUUGGACUUGCGAUCCAGGCUUGGCCCAUUGUCCGAUGGGGACGGGUAUGGCGCACCAGAUUUCGCAGACGGUGGAAGUGACGACGAGAUCCGUCCGGCAAGCUGGCAUCUGCCGGCUUGCACAAAGGAGGCCAAGAGAAUGCCGCUGAAGCCGGGCAAAGAAAAAGGAGAUUGA